Molecule: messenger RNA, 2287 nt
Organism: Caenorhabditis elegans
Lineage: Eukaryota; Metazoa; Nematoda; Chromadorea; Rhabditida; Rhabditidae
Gene: F58H7.1
Product: Fibronectin type-III domain-containing protein
Exons: 8
Coding region: 127-2205 (692 amino acids)
Source: RefSeq, marked reviewed
UGUGGGGCUCCGCGAGCACGGCAGACCUACUUUAUACAUUUUUGGGUUUUGGACGCGGAGAGCAUUUUUCGAGAAUUCUUUUUUUUAUUUCAAAAUUUUAUCUGCGAUGCACCAUAACUAUUUACUAUGAAAUCUAUAAAAGUUUCAUUUUCAAUUUUAAUUAUUUUACUAUUUUCUACCACUAUUUCCCCUACUAUUGCAAAUUCCGCACCUCCGGACCAUCAAGAUGUGGAUCAUAUUGAGGAUAUUGAGGUCGAGGAGACCCAGGUUAUCAUCACCACAACUAAACAGGGGCCAGCGGAGCAUCUAAAAAUCCACAUUGAGCUUGUUGACAUUGAGGCGAAUAAGCGAGUGAAUCCAGUGGAUUUGAGUGGGCUUUGGCUUACGAUCACUAGAGGCCGCUACACAAUCCCAUUCCUCCGACCCGACACUUGGUACGGGGUCCGGUUUCGCAGCGAAAACACUAUUAAUGGUCAUACCGUGGUCCAUGAGGACGAGAGAUUGGUCAAAACUAGGCCACGGCCUGAAGCGGCCCAUAAUCUUGCUGAAAGCCUGUUAGGCCCGCCUAUGGUCCUGCCAACCUUAGUCGGGCUUCCAGCAUUCCCACCGACGAUUGGGGUAGGAGUGUAUCCUACGCAUGGCCCGAAUGGCCUAAAUGCCCUGAACGGUCCAAAUGGCCUAAGUGGCCCCAAUAGCCAGGUGCCUCACGACCAAAAUCACAUGAAUGGGCAGAUUGGGUCUCCUUUUGGGUUCCAUGGCCCAAAUAGUCCAAACGGUCCAAAUGGCCUAAACGGUCUAAAUGACCCAAAUGGUUCAAACAGCCCAAAUCGUCAGUUACCUCAUGAACAAAGCGACGCAAAUGGACAAGCCCAGUCACAUGGUCCCUUCGGUUUUCAUGGCCUACAGGGUCCAAUUAGCCAAAAUGUUCAGGCUGGUACACAUGCCUCAAAUGAACAUGGCCUGAAUAGCCCAAACGGCCCAAACAACCCAAAUGACCACCAGGCCCCCGACGCCAACGCAAUAGACGUGAAAAUGCACCGGAGCCUCGACGGAGUUGAGAAUUUUGAGAGCAUCUACAUAACCGCUGGCUGGAAGGACACUGAAAUGGAUCGGAGGUCAAAUUUGACCACUGGUGUUGUCAAAUUACGUGUCAUUUGUGAUCAUUCUGAGACGAAAGAGGAGAUUAAGCUUAAGGGGGACGAAGAUUCUGUUACGAUUGAGAUUACGAUGGAUCAAAAAUACGAUAUUGAAGAGAUGGAAAAACAUCAUAUUAAGGCUCACAUAACGCCAUUGAAAUGUCAUAAAAUCUGUUGGACCACGGACCUGGUGCUCUCCUCAGGCUUUGGCGACUUCACCAAGCACCUGGGCUCCGAGUGCAAAGAGAUUUCCGGCACAACAAGCACCACAUUCCUCAGAAACAUAAAAAAAGUAUCGGUUAUCGAAAAUCAGCUCUCGGAAAAUGAGCUUGUCGUGGAGACAGAGGUUCCCGAGUCGGAGUAUGGAAUUGUGACUUUGAUUUUGCAAAAACUGGGCGGAAAUGAUACGGAGGAGCCUGUUAAGAAAACCUUCGACACUGCGACUUCGAAUGGUCGGUUUGUAGUCCCGGUGGAGGACGACGCAAUUUACGCUGUGAUCUACGAAUAUUUGAAGAAAAAACCAUUCCAUUACACGUCAAAAGCCCACUUUUUGGUCGAAUCUCCAGCGAUUAACUCUACAAAACCAUCACAUCCACUGGUGGAUGUUUCCGUGAUUCCAACGAGUUUUGAUUAUAAACAUGACAAAAAGGAAAGCGUUUUGAAACCAGAGCCACCAUUUCUACUAAUCUCCCGGAGCCCAAUGUAUGCUCACAACGAUUUAUUAGUAAAAAUAGAGCCAUUUUGCAACGAAACCGAAGUGAAAUUCCGUCUCGAGGACCGCUAUCCUCAGCAUCAGGUUGACGCGGUGCCAUUUCUGUGCGCCUUGAAUCCGAAAAUGUAUUUUUGUGAUAGAAAUGUCACGAGUUGGCAUAAAUGUGAUAGUACUCUGUGCUUUUCGACUUCUGUGCUCAUCGGGUUGGACUCUUUUGAGGCUGAUACCCGCUGCCUAAACGUGACCCAGCACUUUCCACCACUCAUCUCCACUUCCUACCGCCCGUCUCUCUUCGUCUGCGUCUCUCUGCUCGCCGUGCUCUCUCGCCACCUUCUCUAUUAUGCAACAAUUUUCUGAUCGGUUCUUUGUCACUUUUUCUUCAUUUUUUUCAUGAUUUUGGCAUUUGUAUGAAAAUUUGUAUGAAUUUUCAAUAUUUGUA